Molecule: messenger RNA, 417 nt
Organism: Penicillium concentricum
Lineage: Eukaryota; Fungi; Ascomycota; Eurotiomycetes; Eurotiales; Aspergillaceae
Exons: 2
Coding region: 1-417 (138 amino acids)
Source: RefSeq, a predicted model, not a curated record
AUGGCUGCAAAUCCGGCAGAUCACCCUACUGCCAGAGAUGCCUUGGACUAUGCUUGGCUGAUACCAAUGCUGCAGGACGACUCGCAGCCCGACCCAGAUCAAACUAAUUCAGCUACUCAAGAUACAAUUGAGGCUACUUUAAAAUCACAGACAUUAUCCGCCACUCAAGAUCUGCUCUCGGGGGAGAUUGACUUCAUACCUGAUGCCCCAAGGAAACAUAGGUUCAGAACAGAGAGGGCACAGCAAAUGCGAACCAGUCUGGGUAUCGACGGUGACACAUACAAGCAGCUCAUCCGACGCAGCUCCAAUCCCAAUCUCCGACCUCUCAUACGUAACCCCCGUGCCAAGGAGUCCGACUUCGAGAUGCCCGAGCACAAGUACCAGGAAUGGCUCAGACCGGUUUUCAGAAAAACCUAG